ACGAAAAGUAAUACUUAAAAAAAAUAAUUGAAAGGUUGGAUGUUUUUGACACCACAAACUUCACCUGAUUUUCAAAAUUCAUCUCAUUUGUUUGCUGCAACGACAGAAUGGAAUUAACGGGCAGCGUACAGUGCUACGAGUGGGGCAAGCUUGGUGAGCACUCGUUUGUGGCCAAACUGGCCAAAGCGAACGACGGGGAUCUGGACGUGAAACCGGAUCGUUCGUAUGCCGAGCUGUGGAUGGGCGACCACGUCAAUGGGCCAGCCACGCUGAAGGGCGAUGGUAGGACACUCGCCGCGGCGGUGCAAUCGGAUCCAGCCGGCACCAUCGGUAGUGCCGCGGGGACCAGUUUGCCCUUUCUGCUGAAGGUGCUCAGCAUCCGGAAAGCGCUCAGUGUCCAGGUGCAUCCCAGUAAGCUCGAGGCCGAAAAGCUACACCAACAGUUCCCCGACAUUUACAAGGACGCAAACCACAAGCCGGAGCUGGCGAUUGCACUGACCGACUUCCACGCGUUGUGCGGCUUUCGAGCGUAUGGCGAAAUUUUGCAGCUCCUGGAGCAGUGGGAACCACUCCGUGUGCUGAUCGGUACGCCGGCGAUGGAGCGCCUUCGCGCCGAACCCAACCUGGAAGCCGUCCGGGUGGUUUACGAACGGCUGAUGCGCAGCGAACCGGAUGCCAUUCGGGGUUGUAUUGAGAGCAUGGCUGAGUGCUUCCGGCUCGAUGCUGAGAUGGCGGACUUGCAACGAUUGUUCCUGCGCCUGUACGACGACUUUGGCUGUGACGUCGGCGUGCUGUCGAUUUUCUUUCUCAAUGUCCUGCACCUGAAACCGGGCGAGGCGAUCUACCUGCCAGCGAAUGUACCGCACGCGUAUCUGGAGGGCGACUGCGUGGAGUGUAUGGCCUGCUCUGACAACGUAGUGCGUGCCGGGCUAACGCCGAAAUUCAAGGACGUUGAGACCCUGCUGCGGCUCGUAUCGUACGAGGGGGGUCCACCCGAAACCAUGCUGUACCGCGCUCGGUUGCUGGACGAGCACCGUCUACCGUACACGCGUACGUUCGUGCCGCCCGUGCCGGAUUUUGCCGUGUCGGAGAUUAAGCUGCCCGCUGGUGCACGACAGUACACGCUGGACAACCCACCGACCGGCUCCAUUCUGCUCGUGACCAACGGCCGAGCAACGCUACGAUGCCCGGAAGGAACCGUGCUUGCGCUUCAGUUCGGCACCGUUCUAUUUCUUCCCCACCGGGCCGGUCGAACCAUAGCGUUGGAACUAGACGACGGCGAUGAACCGUUCCUGGCGUUCCAGGCAAUGGCGAACGGUUUCCUGGAAACGAACUAGCGACUAGGCGGUCAACAGGACUAUUGCAAUAGCUCAAUACAAUAACCCAUUUGAUCGAACAAUUUAUUAUUUACAUAAAUAUUACACAAAAAAAGAAACGGAAAGUAGAGGCCGUUGGAUAUUGUAACCAGAAAACGUAAACCAAAAAAACUAGGACAUAUAACAUCUU
Molecule: messenger RNA, 1506 nt
Organism: Anopheles bellator
Lineage: Eukaryota; Metazoa; Arthropoda; Insecta; Diptera; Culicidae
Gene: Mpi
Product: probable mannose-6-phosphate isomerase
Exons: 2
Coding region: 108-1337 (409 amino acids)
Biological process (GO): carbohydrate metabolic process; GDP-mannose biosynthetic process
Cellular component (GO): cytosol
Molecular function (GO): mannose-6-phosphate isomerase activity; zinc ion binding
Source: RefSeq, a predicted model, not a curated record